Cuscuta campestris is the source of this 2537-nucleotide messenger RNA. NCBI's taxonomy places the organism in Eukaryota, Viridiplantae, Streptophyta, Magnoliopsida, Solanales, Convolvulaceae. The record is from the annotation of a GenBank genome assembly.
AUCCUGGAAAAUAAACUAUCAAUCACAUUGAGAUCCUCUUGGCUUCUAUCACUUUUUCAUCGGUGAGGUUCUUACUGAGAGAAGGGAGGGAGAGUUAUAUUUAGAAUUAAUUUAGAUCCUGAAUUAAUUCAAACAGGUUUCUAUCAAUUGGUAUCAGAGCGCUCGUUACUCGAUCCCGAUGGUGAUUACCCGUUCAAACGCUGCCCACGGUGAGGAAGGUGGAUCCAGCGAGCAAUCAGCACACGAAGUUACUCCCCAGAACGACACUCUAGCACAAAUCGCUGCCAAGCUUUCUGUGUUAGAUGACCUUAAGGCAGAAGUGACUGCCCUAAAAGUGCAGACUAGAAGUAAUUCUGGGAAGGCAAAGAUGAGGCAGUAUACGGAUGAUUCUGGCGAUGAAAACGAUCACCACCGCCGGUUUCCCAGAUCCAAAGUUGAGUUCCCUAAAUUCAGCGGCGGAGAUCCACGGGGCUGGGUGUUGAAGGCUGAAAAGUACUUUCGUUACUAUGGAACAUCAGAAGAAGAUAAGGUUGAGAUAGCUGCCAUGCACCCGGAAGGUGACGCUCUCGACUUGUUCUCCUGGAUUAGUGCUGAAAGGACGCUCUUGUACUGGGAGGAAUUCAUCAAAAUCAUUGAGGAGCAUUAUGAACCGCCAGAAUACUUGAACCCAGACGAACACUUUGUCUUAAUCAAACAAACUGGCUCCGUACAGGACUAUCGUCAAGAGUGGGCGAGAAGGGUUGCUCGAGUCCAAAACUGGCCUGACCAUUGUCUCUUGGGUGUCUUUAUUGCUGGUUUGAGAGAGGAUUUGAGGUCGGAGGUCAAAAUCCACAAACCCAAAUCUGUGUUCAGGGCUUCUAGUCUAGCCCUUGAGUUUGAGAAACGGAAUGCACCUGUGCAUUUCAAGACAAGUUCUAUGGGAUCAGCCACUUGCACUCUCAGGAUCUUGAAGCUCAACACCAGCCUUGCCCGUUACAAGAUUUAGUAGGGACGAGUCGAUGAAGCAGCAACGCAGGGAUAAGAACUUUGCUAUCGGUGUGGCGAUCCCUUUAGGCCGGGUCACUGUUGUUCGACUUAAUCCACUACCUUCUCCUUGAUGGAAGUUGAUGAGGAAGGUAACCCAAUGAAUCCCAAGCAUGUUCCCAUUGAUGGGGAGGCAAAAGAGGAGGAAGCGUCCUUUAAUGCAAUUCUGGGAACGCCAACGUCCGCCACAAUGAAAUUAAGUGGAAAAUUACAUGGACAUGAAGUUCUUUUGUUAAUUGAUAGUGGUUCAACACACAACUUCAUCUCUGAAAAACUUGUGGAGCAACUUAAGCUACCUGUUUCCUCUGUUCAGACAUUUGGGGUACAGGUAGGAGACAGUUUUAUUAUUCAAUAUGAUCAGAUUUGCAAGUCCAUUUCAGUUAAGCUUCCAGGUUUGACUCUUACACAAUAUUUUUACCCAUUCCCACUAGUUCCUUCUGGCAUGGUCCUUGAAAUCAAAUGGUUAGCCUCUCUGAAUACCAUUCAAGCAAACUGGAAUGAAAUGUUUCUGAUUUUUUGGGUUGACGGGAAGCGAUAUAAAUUACAAGGCAUCUCGAAAGUUGACCAAAGCAGUAGAUUAAGUUCAAUGGUGUGUCGUGAGCUGCAGUUAGGAGUAGAGGAAGAAUCUCCUUUGAAUCUCAAUCCAGACUUCCACCAUGAGCACAAGGUGUCUUUCAGAGAGGGGAGUAAUGAUAAGAUCCGGACCAUUGAUAGUAGAAGGCCACCUUAAUUAUAUUAUUAGGUGUGGGUUAAUUAAGUCUGUUACUAUUUUUUAUUUAUUGAAUAAAAGGACUCUCAGGUUAUUACCUGAGGCCCUAUGAUAGCUUAGCUAGUUAGAACUUAUCACUUUAUUCUCUUGAUCUUAUCCGGUCAGUUUGAUCUUAUCCAUUUGUUAGAGUUGUUAUAAAUAUCCCAGCUUCUCUAUUGCUGAGAUAUUCUGGAAAAUAAACUAUCAAUCACAUUGAGAUCCUCUUGGCUUCUAUCACUUUUUCAUCGGUGCACAUAGCUGCAGCGGAGUGUCUUGUUGAAAUAACAGAUGUGGUAGCUUAUGCUUCUCCAGAGGUGCAGCUGAGUGAAACCGGAUUCAUCCCCGAGCUUUUGCAAGUGAUUGAGAUGGAAAAAAAUGAGCUGGCCAAGUCUUCCUUGAAGAAGUGUAUGGAUAACCUACAGACUCUUCAGAAAAAGCAAAUGAUAUUUCAAGAAAGGAUUUGAUUGUUAUCGCAGUUGGACGGAUCGAUCAUCAAGCUCUUUAAAUUCUAACAUGGAGCCUCGUGACUUGUACGUUUAGCUUGUGGAGAUACCAUUGCUUCAUAGGCUUAGCCGGCAAAGAACCCAUGUCAUAUGCCUUAACUCAAUGUCUAGGAAGUAAGGGAGGGUGGUUGAGUAUGUUUUUUGAGGUGAUUUUCAAAGAUGAUUAAAUAAAGUAUAGACGAAUAACAGAUCAGGACAGGCUUAAAAUGCACUGUCGUAUCAGAUUGCAAGGGUACCUCUAAUAAUGAAUUGUUGUUUCGGAA